AUGGCACAGAGUAGUAGCCGGAGUGAGGCUAACCCUUCUGAAUAUCCCGCUUCAAGUGACGUAUAUCAACUAGAAACGUUGUUUAAUCAUUUGGAAAAUUCAACGACCCCUAAAGAUAACAGUACAUUGUUUAGUAUUCAAGAACAGACUGGGAAUAUAUCAGGCUAUAUAUCCGAGUUGAACGAACCCAACGUCAUACCAUCCCAUUCCGGAAAUGAGAAAGAUGACGAAUAUGAAUACUUUUCUAAUAGAAUAUCUUCGUCAGUACCUUCGUCAAGCAUCGACCAUUUAUAUAAUGACAACCUCGUUCAUCAACAGUUUUCACAGCUUUUACAACAACAGCAACAUCAACAACAAGCGGUUAAAAUACCGCAACAUCUUCCACAUCAUCACCCGCUUGGGCACCCGGUUCCACAACCAGGUGUUCAACCUGAGGUAUACGAAGUACAACAACAAUUUUCCCCACAACGCCAAUACGCCCAAAAUGGUAAUCCACAGUACUUACAACAAUUUGACGUGCCUGCGUCCAAUCCACAAACACUACCACAGUCAUCACCGCCUCAGGCGACAUCAUUUCCUCAAAGACCUCAAUCCAUACGACAGCAAUCACUUCCAAUACAUCCUACAAAACAUGCUAUAGAGUAUCAAAUCAAGGAAAUCCCGGAAGAUGCCGAGAAGGUUGUUGGGUUCGAUAUACAACCGACCUACUACAAUAACCCACAACCAGGACAAUUUAAAUCUCCCAAGAUAGCGCAUCAACUUUACAGUCGACAACCGCAGCACCAACAACAUCAAGCCCAACCGCAACACAUCAAAGAUUCUAUGGGACUCCCUGUCAAAAGUUUAAGGCCGGAUGAAAUUAUACUGAAAGAUAUCAAAACCAAAGCCAAAAGAGGAAGACCCAAGAAGAAUAGAAAUCCGGGAUUUCAUAUUAAAUUGGAUGGCAUAAAUAAGAAGCCAAUCCUUGGUCAGAGAAUUAUUACUUCUUCACAAUCAGAUUCAGGCGCCGAUUACUGGAGUAGAACUCCUGGAGGACAUAGGAUACCGUCGUCACUUGCUUUUACGCCUGCUCAUACCUCAUUUAGAGAUGAUACUGAUUCUCAUAAAUAUAUGCAGUUUUCUGAGAAUGAGUUAGAAUUAACAGAUGAUACUUUGGGAAUGUCAAUACCAUCUUUUAAUAUCACUCCUUCUAUGGAACCACCAGCAAGGGUUAGUGGAUAUUUCGAUAUAGCUAACACUCAACCAACUUUGAACACGGGUAAUUUCUUUUCACCUGGAAUUGAUGCAAAUGAAAAUGGUGUUGAUAACUUUAACGAAACUUUUGAAAGCUAUAUGAGACAAAAUGAUGGGGUAUAUGAUGAUAAUAGUAGUGCACAUUAUAGUGACAGGCAUGACGCAGUUCCAGCUGUCACUUUUACUGAUUUGCCGUUUGAGUUUGCGGCACCACCACAACAUCCCCAUCAGGUCUCCCAACAGCCACCCGUCUCAGUACAGCCCUCUGCGAAGGCUGAUAUCCAACAAACACCGGCAAUCAGCCUCCCUGAGACUAUUGGAAUUGAUGUAUUUGAUUCUUCACAUAGUGAAACAACUUCAAAUAAUGAAUUCUUGUCUCCUCCAGAAAGUAUUUUCAUGAGAAAGAGAGCAUAUUCAAUUGAACAUAAACAAGUAUCUCCAGAUAGCAUUGAGCAACAACAAUCAAAUAAAUCGUUGCCUGGCUCAGAUGAUAAUUCCGAAAAUGAGAACGAGAAAUAUUUGACACGUCCUACAAUUCCCAGGAGCAAAUCAGAUCAAGGUGUAACCAAUGUUGGAAAACCUAAAGGUGAGCUAUCUCCAAAUGCAUCUAAGCCAGGAAAGAAGAGAGUAUCUAGAGGUGCGGUAUGUUCGGUUUGUGAUAAGUUUAUUAGUCGAGAUUUAACAAGACAUAUGAGAAUUCAUAAUGAAGUUGGAAGAUUCCAAUGCAUAUAUCCAAAAUAUAUGUGUAAUCAUAGAACACAAUAUUUUAAUCGUCCUUAUGAUUAUAAGAAACAUUUAUUACACCUGCAUUUUAAAUUUGAUGAUCCUAAAGGAAAAGCAGCACAUACCUUAACUGAUAAAUUGCCACUAUAUGGUACUUGUAUUGCAUGUGGUACAAGAUAUACUGCUGCUGAAUGGUUGGAUUAUCAUGUUUUGGUUAAUGAUAAGAGUCAAAGAUGUGCUUUUAUAGAAGAUAAGGAUCCACAGACAUGA
Messenger RNA from Hemisphaericaspora subhashii, 2226 nucleotides. RefSeq lists its product as uncharacterized. NCBI's taxonomy places the organism in Eukaryota, Fungi, Ascomycota, Pichiomycetes, Serinales, Debaryomycetaceae. The record is from RefSeq and is a predicted model, not a curated record. Bases 1 to 2226 code for a protein of 741 amino acids. The transcript has a single exon.